AUGUCAUGGAUUGCAGCCGGAUAUUACUAUUUUCCUUUAGUUGGAGGAUAUAAUAAUUCUUCUCUCACAAAUUGGAUUAUUUCAACUCAUACAAGUGUCGUCUUUUACUUUUUUACGUUUUGUUUCGAACUUCCCGCGUUGUUUAGUUGUUUUCAAUACAGAGCAGAUUCAGCUGCAGAUCUUGAUCCUGUGAGUUAAUUAUUGUUAUACUCUGUUUAUCAAUUCGAUUUUCCUUUUAGAAAAAACGGAUUCCACGUGGCUUCACUUAUUUCAUAUGUGUAUUUGCUCACAGUUUCCCAUUUGUCGUUGCAACUUCCUUAGCCUUUGCUGACACAUCGAAAGAAGAAUAUUAUCGAAUAGUUGCCCAAUAUUAUCCAAAGUGUAUUCAUAUUUUAUCUCAUCAUGGAUUCAUAGUUUAUGAUUAUCGAACAAACCCGUGGCUCGUGAUGGCGGGUCUUUCAACAAUGAUAUGGGUUGUAUUUUUUGCAGGGUAUCUUAAACACUGAAUUUUGCUUUCAUAACUAUUCCAACUUCUUCAGAUACUUCCUAUUCUUAGUCAUCUAUACCAUCGGAAUCCUACAGAAAAUGCGUCAACACAUGUCUGCAUCAACGUUCAAACUUCAUAAAACCGCAUUGAUAGCGGUAACACUUCAAGUGGUUAUACCUUUCAGUUUUAUUCUAGCACCACUUAUCAUUAUUUUCAUCGUUGUUCUCGAACAAUUAUCCUCCUGGCAAGGUUUGAUUCAUAAAACACAUCAGCUGUUAUUUUGAACUUUAAUUGCUUAAAUGUUUCAGAAAUUGCAAGUGAUACAAUGAUUUUGAUAAGUUGUCAUUCGAUGGUUUCAACAAUUGUCAUGAUUUGUUGCAACGGAAGAUAUUUGGAAGUUGUUCGAUCUUUUUUCACUGAUACUUUGAAAAUUAAACAAUUGCAACUUCCCAAAAGCGCUGUUGUGGAAAGGACAAUUACAGCUAUCGCUCAACAUUAA
Caenorhabditis angaria is the source of this 986-nucleotide messenger RNA. NCBI's taxonomy places the organism in Eukaryota, Metazoa, Nematoda, Chromadorea, Rhabditida, Rhabditidae. The record is from the annotation of a GenBank genome assembly.